Messenger RNA from Trichosurus vulpecula (common brushtail), 3061 nucleotides. RefSeq names its product small nuclear ribonucleoprotein U11/U12 subunit 48 (gene SNRNP48). Bases 33 to 1094 code for a protein of 353 amino acids. The record is from RefSeq and is a predicted model, not a curated record. The transcript is spliced from 9 exons. Gene Ontology annotation, cellular component: nucleoplasm; U12-type spliceosomal complex; cytosol. NCBI's taxonomy places the organism in Eukaryota, Metazoa, Chordata, Mammalia, Diprotodontia, Phalangeridae.
UUGCGCGCGGCUGGCUCGCCCAGAACGCAGCUAUGGAGCUAACGCCAGGCGUAGGGCCUCCGCCUCUGGAGGAGCGGCAGCACCUACAGCAGGAGCUGAGCGACUUUGUGGAGACCUGCUACAAGACGCUGGAGGAGGUGACAGCUUCUCUAGGCUGGAGUCUCGACGAGCUGGAUCCCGGGGAACGAGACCAUGAGGAACAGGAGCAGAAUGAAACUGUGGUAUGCCCAUAUGAUUCUAAUCAUCACAUGCCAAAGUCAUCUUUGGUGAGGCACAUGGCAUCUUGUAGGCUCAGGAAAUUGGAUUAUACAAAAGAAGAAGAGGCUGAAAUGUAUGAUUCUGCUUUUUUCUAUGGGAAUGCAAGGAUACCUGUAGUUCACCUGGAUAAGAAUUUACAGUUCCAGAUACUUAAACAAGCUAGAGCUUCAAGUGGAAGAGACAGUGAUGUUUAUAGUCAAAGGAUUUAUUCUUCAGUGCCUAUUGAAGUGCCUCAGAAUCAUAAGCGUUUCAUCUGUGACCUGACCCAAGCUGAUCGUCAUGCCAUCUUUGAUUAUGUUCUUGAGGAGACAAAGAAACAGCGGUCCAGGUCUCAAAUCACUGAAAAUGACAGUGACCUUUUUGUAGACCUGGCUGCUAAAGUCAAUCAAGAUGAUAGUCAAAAAGGUCCAAAAUCUCAUCUUGAAAUUCUGGCAGAAAUGAGAGAUUAUAAAAGACGACGUCAGUCCUACAGAGCAAAGAAUGUUCAUAUAACCAAAAAGUCUUAUACUGAGGUGAUUAGAGAUGUGAUCAGUGUGCACAUGGCAGAGCUCAGUAAUCAUUGGCAAGAGGAAGUGGAACAAGCAGAGGAUGAUGCUGAAAAUGCUUCUAACUCAGCCAAAUCUUCAGGAAGAAAGGAGGAGAGACGCUCAGCUUCAGCAGACUCACGACAGUCUGGGGAAAGCCAUAAGGAUACCGAGCACUCACGACAUAGAAGAGAUAGAAGUCGGAGCCCACGUAAACGCAAAAGAAGUAAGGAGAAGGAGAGAGAUAGGGACUUGAGAAGAAAGAGAGACAGGGAUGAAGAAAGGCAUCAUGGCCAUAAAAGAAGAAAAUAGCAGAGUAAGGGUCAGGAAAAUAAGUGGAAUUAUUUAUACAUAUGUGUUUAUUAAUGAUGUUUAUGUAAUAUAAACUAAUGAAGAUAGUUCAACUAUCUCAGCUACUUGAGGGACCAAGGAACAUAAAGUACUUAUUUUUAUUGUAAUUGCGUUUUGCUGGGACUGUGUGUAAUUAAAGUAUCUGUGUAAUGCUUGGAUUAUUGUUUUUUCAAUAAACAUUCAUUAAUAUCAAACUUUGUUAGUUGCUAAAAACCUUAACUAUAUACUUUAAUUCCCUUGCCGUGAUGGGAUAUAGCUAGUUUCUCAUUUCCGAAUUUGUUGGGGAAUUUUGUUCUUGGUCACUUAUGACAUAUAUCAUAAAAUGCUUAAGCUAGUCUAAAUAAGAAAGCAUAUGUUAGAGCAAAAGCCUUAAGCCAAGAAAUUUGAGACUUGGCAGUCAAAGUCCAGUUUUCUUAAGAUCUCAUAAUUUCCUUGUGCUUUCAAGCAUUCAGGUGAAAAAUUGGCAUAAAUGUCAAACAUCUGGGACCUAAAUGGCAAAAUACUGGCCUUUCAUCCGGUAGCCCUGGGUUAAAAAUUCCAGUGUGCUUCCCAAGUAAAAAUGAAGCUUAAACUCUUUCAAGUUAGUAGACAGUGACAAAAUAACCAUAGAAUUUGCCUCACCAGUUAUAUUAACUUUCUUCAUACUUGACAUCCAUAAGAUUUAUGAGUAGGGACCUUGAAGCACAUCCAUUUUGCUUGCUGGAUUUAUGAACAGCUGUAAAUUGCCUUAGAUUAAAUUUUUAGGACUCCUAAUAGCAAGAGUUUUCCUUUUAAAUUUUGUUACAGGCUAGGCAUGGUGGCUCAUGCCUAUAAGUAAUCCCUGCUUCCAAGGAGCCAGAGACUGUCUCUUGAGCUAGGGACUCCUGAAUUGCAGUGGGCUAAGCUGAUACUGGGUGUCUGCAGUAAGUUCAACCUUAAUGUAUUGAGUCCCUUGGGGCAGAGGGAGCACCAGGUUGCUUAGAAAGGGUCAAACCAGCUUAGGUUUGGUCAGAAAUGGUCAAGCCUCCUGUGCCGAUCAAAAUGAGACUGGGCCCGAGAGUAACCCCUGCACUGCAGGCUGGGAGAGAUGUGGAGACUCAGACUUUAAAAAAAAAAAAUUGUCACAUGCUUUACUUGUGGGUAGGCACUGUUUUUCUUGUGGUUUUUUGUUUUUUAGAUAUAGAACAAUUAUUUCCUCCAGCACAGAAUUUGCCUAAGAUUAAAAAGAUUCGUAUUAAAACACUCAUUAGACUCUUUAUGUUUUCUUGGGAGGUAAAUACAAAGCUCUGGCACUGCUUCCACAGCUGGGCCUGACAUUUUACAUUUACUUCAGCAGAUCUGCUGAGCACGUCACAAGAUCUUCUGGCUAGCCAGGCAUGGCUUUUAGUUAUUCAGUUUUCAGAAUGGUCUUGUCAGUGGUCAUCUGCUCAUUUUGAGAUAUGUGCUAAGAUGGAUGUGGCCCUCUGGGUCCCUGGCACUUGACUUCAGAACAUCCAUUUCUCAGAAUCAGUGUUUCUUGACCUCAGGGGGGAAAAAAACCCAGAAAGGUACCAGAAGCAAGCAAUUAAUGAGUUGGUCUUGCCUUAGAAAGCACAUGUUUACAGUGCCAUGUACUACAGCUACUGUUGCCAGGGGGGCAAUGGGAGAGAGGAGUAUCAAGGGAAAGAAAGCUGGAUGGAUCCCCAAAAUAUCAGGGUCCAAAGAAUCCAUGCCUUCAUUUAAGGAGCAUCAUUUGAAUUUCUUUCUCACUAGGAUGUUUAUGUUUUACCAACUAUAAAAGAAAGUCUUUAUGUAAAGAUUACAUUAUAAAUAGUAAAACUGAACAGCUAAAUCCAGUUUGUGGAAAUGAAAAGAAAGGAGAGAUGUGAAAAAAAAUAGCAUAGAGAAGAGGAAACCUCUAAAAUGAGACAAAAUUAAAAUCCAAGUUGUAAGGAGAAAAAAUAUAUAUA